AGCAAGUAAAUCAGAAAGUCAGAAUGAUUCGGAAUAUCGCACUGGUUGCACUUAUCGUUGCAUCGGUCGUCGCCGAUGCACCGUAUCCUGCCUCUGGAUGGAGACCGGAAGGAGCCCAGUUCCGUUUGCCAACGGAAUACGGUGCUCCGUUGCUGCUGUUCCAACGGCAGCCACAACCAGUGGUGGUUCAAAUUACGCGGGAAAAUGUUCGGCUAGCUGGCCGCGUGGUUGAGCAGGAACAACCAAGCUCCACCGUGGAACCUGUAACACAGUCAAACGAAUACGUUCCACCAACAACCACAUCAACGACUGAGCAGCCGGAUUUGGACCCGCUUAAAGUUCAGGGAUUACCGUCCGAUCAGAAAAAGGAUUUCCAGCAGCGUGCCAAUCUUCGCCAGCAAUCUGCCAAUAAGCAGCCACCGGCCAACUUUAAUCAACGGCCCUUUUUUCCUUUAAGUGGACAGCUUCGCGCGCUUCCCGGUGUUCAGGGUAGUGUUCUGCAGCAGCAACAAGUACAACCUCAGACACAGAUCCCGGCCGACACCUAUGGCCCACCGGAAGAGGAACAGCAGCAACCGGAAGUAACUCCCGUAACGACCGAACAACCAGAUGUGCCCCAGGAGGAUAAGGACGAGGAUGAAUACAACGACGAUGACGGACAAACGAGGGUCGCCGUUUCCAACUCGUUUGCUGGACAAUACUACAUUCUGACUCCGGAGAACACUCUGCAACGUGUCGUCUAUAGCGCAAUGGUCACGGACGAAGAUCGUGAGGUAAACGGCUUUUCGGCUCAACUGAAAUAUUCUCCAGUUGAUCCGAUUCGUGGGCCAGUCUAUACCUACGACGAGCAGGGACAGUUGAUUCAGAUUUACAAGUAAUUAACAUGAUUGUUAACUUCUCAUUCGCCCGUUAUAUUCGCCGAUUUUGCUUUCGU
This is a messenger RNA of Anopheles nili, 934 nucleotides long. RefSeq lists its product as uncharacterized. The transcript has 2 exons. The record is from RefSeq and is a predicted model, not a curated record. Lineage: Eukaryota; Metazoa; Arthropoda; Insecta; Diptera; Culicidae. Bases 24 to 878 code for a protein of 284 amino acids.